Messenger RNA from Serpula lacrymans var. lacrymans S7.9, 1551 nucleotides. RefSeq lists its product as uncharacterized. Bases 691 to 1218 code for a protein of 175 amino acids. The transcript has 12 exons. The record is from RefSeq and is a predicted model, not a curated record. NCBI's taxonomy places the organism in Eukaryota, Fungi, Basidiomycota, Agaricomycetes, Boletales, Serpulaceae.
AGAGUAAACUAACCACUCACGUGUUUCCAGUGCCAAUCUGACAUGUUUCGCAAGGCGGCGGCGCUUGUGGGAAGGCUCAAUAGCCAUGGCAUGCGGUCUGAAACAGAUGACAUGCGCUGCCUGCGACGUCGUUUUAUGGUGACCGGUGUAACAGGAGGUGUGAGCAUGGUUGAGAAUGGGAUACUUGCAAUCAGUCUCCGGGAACAAUGAGCAAACACCAGCAAUUCACAUUGAUCACUGCGGGCGCAUUGCGCAUUUUUGGAGGGCUCACGUGAAUUCUAUCCAAAAUGGUAUAAAAAGAAAGCUCAAGGUUUACCUUGCCAUCCCUGUGUCCUUUCAUGGACUCGGGAGUGGCCCAUUUUUCCCUUAGCCACCCUCGUAUUGACGCUCUGACAAUGUUUGGUGGAAAUGCAGGAAAUAGGCCACUGCUCAAUCACACUCCAUCCUCAGCACCGAACCCACACAACUCGACAAGUCCUUCCCCCUCAGCAUCUCCGUUGGCGUAUCACAGGAGCAUAUCAAAGUGGUAGCUCCACAUACCGAUUUGGAAAUGUGCACAGCACCCAGUUCAGCGCCCGGGUAUAUAAUUCCGCCAUUGUUUAUUGACAGACUGGCUCGUGACCAGAAACUAGAGCCUGCGCAAAGGGAAAGCCUACAUGAUUUUGUCAAGGAGGAUUGACUAAACCAGACAUGGCCACUCAAUUAUACCUCCUGGCAGCAUUAUUUGGCGAAGCGGCAGAACGGCAUCGACAAGCCAGAGACAGCCCAUUUUCUGGUGAAGAUAUCAGGGCCUUGUUUGCAGACUUGAAGAUAUGCUUAGAGGACAGUUUCUGUUUUACAGCCGAGCAAAAGGCCAAUAUCCAAAUUAUCGCACAAGACAUCAUCUUUCAACCCACCCAAACAAGAUUCAAAUCAAUCAACAUUGAAGUUGAGAAAACAUUACAAACAGAAAAGGAAAACAUGAGGUUGAUGAACGUGUUUGGUAUACCGGCACAAGAACAUCAGCUGGCAGCUCAAAUAAAAGAUGUCUGUUCAAGUGUUCAGAAUAAUUUUAGGCAGGAUAUUCGAGACAAUAUCACUGGGCCAAAAGCUGUUGAAGUCGCCAAAUUCACUUACAGCAUGGCACUGAAAUACAAAAGAGGGGGGAUAGGUGACAAACUAGACACCGCAUAUACAUUCCAUAUUGCGUUACUGGUAUUUGAUUUACAUGAGUUUUAAUUUAUUUUCUGACAGAUAUCACUGCAGAGGCGUUUCGGCUAUGAACACAUGGAGCUCAUCAGUAGCGCAGCAAUAGAGAGUGAGGAAUAUGGAGGCAACUUGGAUGAUGUGAACAAACGAAUGGCCCAGGAAAAAAAGUAAAGGACAAACAGGUGGCCGUGUCACCCAGGGAGAGGAUUUCUGGGGUCAAGUGGACUCGUGGUUUGUGAAGGGGAUGUCAAUUUGAGGGCAAAACCUGAAGGGUGCCGAGUGGAAAGACAUGUGAUGUUGGGAUCACUGAUGUUGUUAAUCAUUGAUAGGGUCAAUCACUGGCCAGAACGUGGCUAUGAUGUG